GCCGCUUAAAUGUCUCAUCCAAUAAAAGAAUUUGUCAGACGACUAUCUAAUCUAGAUAUUGAACGAUAUCCAGAAUGGGAUUUAUCUAAACCACUUCCUAGAUUACCGGUUCCAGAUCUACGUAAUACAUUAGAUAGAUAUUUACGAUUAAUAGCACCAGUUGUUUCAAAAGAAGAUUUUCAACGAACUAAAUUGUUAGUUGAAGAAUUUGGCAAACCAGGUGGUGAAGGAGAAGAAUUACAAAAUUUACUUAAAGCAUAUGCAAUGACUAAAGUUAACUGGGUGACCGAAUGGUGGUUAGAUGAUAUGUAUUUACUAAAUCCUGCACCAUUGCCAAUUAAUUCUAGUCCAGGAAUGGUAUUUCCACGUCAUUCUUUUAUUAAUACAAGACAACAGCUAAGAUUUGCUGCUCAGCUGAUUUCUGGAAUUCUUGAUUAUAAAACAAUAUUAGACACACGUUCACUUCCAAUUGAACGAGCACGGCAUAGUAAAAAAGGUCAACCAUUUUGUAUGGAACAAUAUUAUCGAUUAUUUAGUUCAUAUCGUUAUCCAGGAAAAGCGAAAGAUGUACUUGUGACAACAGCGGAACGAGAUCCAUUCGAUCCUGAGCAUAUUAUUGUUGUCUAUUUAGAUCAGUUCUUCGUGAUUGAGGUCAUAACCAAUGGAAGUAGAUUAAGUGAAGAAGAUAUAUACAAUCAGUUACGUCGUGUUACACAAUUCGCUGAAGAGUCAAUAGCUGGUGAAAGUGAAAUGGAAGCACAACCAAGAGUUGGUGCGCUAACAGCUUUGCCGAGAAAUAAAUGGGCAGAGGUUUAUGAACAAUUAUGUCAAGAUUCAGAAAAUGAAGAAAAUUUAAAAACUAUUGCAAAAAGCAUGUUUGUAUUAUGUUUAGAUAAACCAAUUCAAGCAGUUGAAGAAUUGGAUGAAACAACAGAUAUUAAUGGAUUUUUAAAUGAAACUAAUGAUUCAAGCUAUUUAAAUAAACGUGAUGAUGUUUCAUUAGCUUUACAAUUAUUACAUGGUAUGGGUAGUUCAUUUAAUGCGGCUAAUCGUUGGUACGAUAAAACAAUGCAAUUUAUCAUUUCCCGUGACGGUAAUUGUGGUCUGAAUUAUGAACACUCUGUUGCUGAAGGAAUUGCUGUAGUUCGCCUGAUUGAACAUAUUCUUCAAUAUAUGAAAGAAGUUAAACGAUGGAAAUUAGUUCGAUUCCCAUCUGUAUGUGAAUUAGCAUAUCCGAGAAGACUGAAAUGGAAUUUAGACAAUAAUUCAAAAUCAAUGAUUGACUAUGCUUUAAAUGAAAUCGAUAAGAUAGCAGACGAUCUGGACUUAUACAUACUUCGUUAUAAACAAUAUGGACGAGAAUUCCCAAAAACUGUCAACAUGAGUCCAGAUUCAUUUAUUCAAUUAGCUUUACAAUUAGCUCAUUUCAAACUGCAUAAAUAUUUAGUUCCCACUUAUGAAAGUGCUUCAACAAGACGAUUUGCUUUAGCUCGAGUAGAUAAUAUUCGAGCUUGUUCAAUGCCAGCUUUGGAAUGGUGCAAAGCAAUGACAGGUCAAAUCAGAUGUUCGACCGAUGAAAAAAUCCGUUUACUACGCAAAGCAAUGGAAUGGCAAACAGAAAUUAUGCUUGAAACUAUUCUUGGUCAUGGUGUAGAUAAUCAUUUACUUGGUUUAAGACAAAUAGCGCUAACUCAUGGUAAAGAAUUACCAAAUAUUUUCAAAGAUCCAAGUUAUAUGGAGUCGAAUAGAUUUCGUCUAUCCACAAGUCAAGUACCAACAACAAUGGAUGCAUUUAUGUGUUAUGGAGCUGUUGUACCUAAUGGCUAUGGUGCUGCAUACAAUCCACAUCCUGACAAUAUUGUCGUUGUCAUUUCAUGUUGGCGUACUAAUCCUAAUAAUAAUGCAUCGAAAUUUGCAGAAAUGCUUGAUUCAGCAUUUACAGAAAUGCGUGAACUGGUCCUUUCCAAUCCCCAUUUAGCCAAACAACCAUCAAAUGAACCAGUUGAAUGGAGUAUAGCUAAAUCGCUUGGUGCUGAUGUCGGUCUAAAUGUUACUGGUUAACGAGAGAAAAGAGAAAAAUAAAAGCAAAAUAUUUAAGCAAAUAAAUAAAAAGGAAAACAAACUUUAUACAUUUAUUUUUAGCGCCAUCCGAUAUUUUUUCAUUUAUUCAGAAGCAGAAUUAUAUAUUUAUUUUGAUUCAUUUCUUUUUUGUGAUUAUUUAACAAUAUUUUUACUGAUUGUCUUUUCUCGAUUUUAUUGGCUUAUUCAUAUAGAAAACGAUUAUAAAAAAAACCACAAUAGUGCAAAUUUA
Molecule: messenger RNA, 2311 nt
Organism: Schistosoma turkestanicum
Lineage: Eukaryota; Metazoa; Platyhelminthes; Trematoda; Strigeidida; Schistosomatidae
Source: the annotation of a GenBank genome assembly